Molecule: messenger RNA, 2463 nt
Organism: Paramisgurnus dabryanus
Lineage: Eukaryota; Metazoa; Chordata; Actinopteri; Cypriniformes; Cobitidae
Product: calpain-1 catalytic subunit
Biological process (GO): proteolysis
Cellular component (GO): cytoplasm
Molecular function (GO): calcium-dependent cysteine-type endopeptidase activity
Source: RefSeq, a predicted model, not a curated record
AUCAUAUAUUGCGGCGGGUGUUUAGAAGUCUCUUAUGCAAAGGCGUGUCUGUGCAGUGUGGACAAAACAAAAUAUGCUGUACGCUUCCUGAAACAGCACAUCUGCCGAAAUGUAAAUUUCUAAAGCCUGAGGCAGAGAUAAGAGUUUCAACCCAUAACCGAAGACCGCUCAGUUUAGUGGACUCCCAGUGUUGGCACGGUAUACUUGAAGUGAAAAAUGCCUCGUGUGGCUAAAAAACCCCGUAAUGCACGCACCACAAAAGAAGAAAUAGGCUCUCUCACUUUUCCUGUCAAAUUCUUGGAUCAGGACUACCAGGAAUUGCUCCAGAACUGCCUGGUCAAUAAGAAGAACUUUGUUGAUGAAAAGUUCCCUUCAGACCGCAGCUCUAUUGAUCCAUGGAAGAAGCUUGAAGAACUGAAUCAGGGCCGAAUCAAGUGGUUGAGACCAUCACAAAUAGUGAAAGACCCUCAGCUCAUUGUAAAGGGGGUCUCGCGGUUUGACUAUGCCCAAGGAGAAUUUUUAGGAAACUGCUGGUUUCUUGCUUCAGUUGGGGCGUUAACCUUUCAGACGGAUAUCUUGAACCAGGUCAUGCCAGCUGGCCAGUCAUUCAGUAAAAACUAUGCAGGGAUAUUUCACUUCAGAUUCUGGCAGUUUGGGAAAUGGAUUGAUGUUGUCAUUGAUGACCAACUGCCGACAAUUAACGGCAAGCUAAUUUUUGUUCUUUCAAAAACGUCAAAUGAGUUUUGGCCUGCCUUGCUGGAGAAAGCUUAUGCCAAGGUGUGCGGCUCUUAUGCUGACAUGCAUGCUGGUUUCGUGUCAGAGGCCCUCGUGGACUUCACUGGUGGGUUGCAUUUGUACUUGGAACUGAAAAGACCUCGCACUGAUCUGUGGGAACUGUUGGAUUGUGCAACCAAAGCAAAGGCCCUGAUGGGCUGUGGCACUCCUCAGGGGAAAACAUCUGCAAACACAGUAUUACCCAAUGGAAUAGUUCAGGGCCAUGCAUAUACAGUGACAGGGGUUUUUAAGGUAACAUGCCAAGGAAAACCAGUAAAGCUGGUGAGAGUCUUAAACCCAUGGGGAGAAGGUGAAUGGACCGGUAAUUGGAGUGACAGAUCCUCACUGUGGGACAAAGUGAGCGAAAAGGACAGAUCCAAGUGUUAUUCGCUGGCCAAUGAUGGGGAGUUCUGGAUGUCAGUGGAGGAUUUUACCAAAAGCUUUGAAGACCUUGAUAUUUGCUGCCUCCAUCCUGAUUUUCUGAGUGGUACCUCUGAAAGCAGCUGGACGUCCACUUGCUAUAAUGGCAGCUGGGAGGCUGGAACUACAGCUGGUGGAUGCAUCUAUAAUAGAGAUACUUUCUGGACAAACCCACAGUUUCGGGUGAAGAUUGAAGUGCUUGAUGAGGAAUGUGCUGGUGGGCAGUACCCUGAAAACAUACUGGUGUCCCUCAUGCAGAUCAGUGAAAAGAGAAACAGAAGUCUUGCUACUGAAUGCUCAAUUGGCUUCUCUGUUUUUGCGAUACCACCGGAGCUGAAAGAUCAAAUAGGAAAUUUCCCAGCCAAGUUCUUUUAUAACAGAAAGCCUGUAGCAGAUACUGGGAUCUUUGUCAAAGCAAGAGAAGUGAUGAGUUUCUUCCAACUUGUACCAGGGGAGUAUAUCAUCAUACCAUCCACUUACAAGCCUAAUGAAAGUGCAAAAUUCAUGCUGUCUGUUUACUCAAAAAUUGAAUCUCAUAAGAGAACUCGGAAACGUGUGAAAAAAGUUUAACUGAGGCAAAGUUUUGUGCUUUAUGCAGCAUUAAGAACCACCUACUUAGAGCCAUCCGACAUUUAAAGUUAUAUAAGUGAUUGUUUUUAUCAAUUUGGGUUAUCAGACUUUUUUAACCACAAUAAAGUGCAAUGUGAACUUUUGGCAAACUGGCAAUUUGACAUGUCCACUGUGAAACAUUACAAUUGAUUAAAUCCAGUGUUAUGCUGUUUAUAAACAACCUUAAUUGUAUUUUUAAUCCAGUGUUAGGUCAGAAAAGGGGUGAACCCAACCUGUUGGGUUGUAAUUGAACAUAAUCUCAGUUGUUUUAACCCAUUGUUGGGUCAUAUAUAAAAAAUUUCCUGGUAAAUUUUACCCAACAGCUGGGUUCGCCCCUUUUUGAACCAAAGCUGCGUUGAAAAUAACCCAGCCUUUAUUUUGUACUCUCCAAGAUCUUUAACCACUCAAAAUGUAUGCAAACCAAAUUGUGAUGGUUAUUUAUAUGAUUGUCUCCUUUUGUUAUAUUUUACUUGUAAUAUCUGCAUUUGUGUCAGUUGAUUUAAUUUCUGUUAAACUCAUGCUGAGGGUUUGUGUUUAGCCUGGGAGUGUAGUCAGUAGUUAACAUUUUUUAAUACAAUUUAAUUUUUUAUUGCAAUUUCAAUCAGCAUGUGCUAAAAAAGUAACUUGGAAAACUGUAUAAAUUAAUAAAAAUAUUUUGAC